This is a messenger RNA of Lactuca saligna, 384 nucleotides long. NCBI's taxonomy places the organism in Eukaryota, Viridiplantae, Streptophyta, Magnoliopsida, Asterales, Asteraceae. The record is from the annotation of a GenBank genome assembly.
AUGGACCUAGGUGAAGGUGGAGAAGACAAUCAAGAGAAAUCAUCUACAGUUGGCAGUGUUAGUGGUGCUAGUCCUGAUAAUGAUUGUGAUGAUAGUAAUAACGAACAAAACAAGUUAAGAGAAAAUUUUGGUUCUGAUAUUGGAUCAUUGGACGAGAAUAAUGUUGUUCCCUUUAUGUUGCUCAAGAUGCGAGACAAGAUUGAGCGUGUCGACAAUAAAGUUGAAAGUGCCAACGUUCAGGUUGGAGCCAUGAACUCAAAGUUGGAUUUGAUUAUUAAAUCCAUUUUUGGAUGUCAAGUCAGCCACCUCAUCCAUUCAAAGCCAAGAACUACAACUAGACCACUUGAUCUUGUUCUGACUCAACCACUCAAUGGAAGAAUCUGA